Messenger RNA from Darwinula stevensoni, 1999 nucleotides. Lineage: Eukaryota; Metazoa; Arthropoda; Ostracoda; Podocopida; Darwinulidae. The record is from the annotation of a GenBank genome assembly.
AUGGGACAGCCCCAGUCCGAGGCCUGGAGGCUCGGGGUCUUCCUUGGGCCCGUCCCGACGAUAGUGAACGAUGGAAUGGAUCCGUUCCCGACCGGGUGGCAAGAUCUCCCUCCCGAGAGCGGUCAUAAUGUUCUUCGUUGUCGCCAACAGGUGCAGUUGGAGAUAUUUGCGUACUUGGACUGGGAAGACAUUCUCUCCGCGCGUCUGGUGAGCCGACGAUGGCGGGAGAUGGUGGAUUUUCAAUUCGAGGAGAAAGGAAAGGUCGUGUGCGAUGCCUCGUAUGACUUGGACGUGGUGGGGAUACUGCAUCGGCUGUCGUCGUGGCCCGUCGUGCCGCGGUCGCUGGUGUUCAAGAACGUGGCGCUCGAUCGGGCGGUGUCGAGGGAAGUUGAGGAGAUGAUAGAGGGAGUGAGGGAGAUGGCGCUGGUGUCGUGUUCGAUUCAUCCGGAUGCGUUGGUGAGACUGUUGGGGGCGUGUUCGAGGCUGAGGCGCUUGUGCGUGGACGAGCCGGGCGUGUCGUUUCUGUGCCUUCUGCUGAGAUUGAUGCCGAGGUCGCUGCCGACGGUGACGAGAUUGGAGUUGAGGUCGACGCGUCGGCUCGACGAUUCGCUUCUGUCGGUGUUUUGGGAAGCCUGUCCCAAUCUGGUGGAGUUCUCCCUCUCCGCCACGAAUUUUGCCUCAAAUCCAGCCAUAUUUAGUCGCUUCUAUCCUAGAGGCUCGGAGGAGCCGUCGCGGUACGUACUCACGAUGGGCCACCUCGAACGUCUCCUGCGUUCCAAGGAGGGGUUUCGUUCCCUCGCCCUCACUCAGAUGAACUUGAACUCACCCUUGCUGGUCAAUAUCCUAUGCGAAUCGUCCAUCGAUCUCUGUUUCCUCGACCUGAGCGGCUGCAAGGAAGUCUCGUCGGGGUGCUUGACGGAGAUCGUCAAGAAGCAGAAGUCGCUCCGCGGGCUGCGGCUCGUGGGGACCGGUGGCGUCGCCGAUGCGCUUCUCUCCAAGAUCUGUAACCUCACCUUCUUGGAGGAAUUGUGGAUCGGGGAUGUGUCUGUGUCCUUUUCGAAGGAUGUCCUCGAGGGUCUUCAUCGGCUUCAGGACUUGAAAAAUCUUCACAUUACCUGCCACGGUGAAUUCUGCUUGGGAAACAGGGGACAGCUGAAGUUCUUAUCCCUCGAGUAUUGUCGUCUGACGCCCAAUCUCGAGCAGACUUGCAAACCUCAGCAGAUGAGGGAAUUGUGCCUCGAACAUUGUCUGACGAUCACAGAUUCUGAUAUGCAAAUGCUCCUGGACUCUUUAAUGAACCUGGUCGUUCUGAGACUUGGAGAUCUUCCACUCACGGACUUCGCUUUCUCCUGAAUCACUUUAUCGGCACUGAAACCCGAGCUAAGGGAUUUUUGGGAAGUGAGCGUGAAGAGCGUAGUUGAGAGACGCCUCGUGAGGGAAAUGAAGGCCCAGGUAGCAUCGAAGGAGCUGCUUCUAUCCGCUGGCAGCGACUUGGACUCUCCCUUGAGGAAGCUGAAGCGGCUGAAGGAGCUGACGUUGACCAGGAUGAAGUACGUCUCGGACGCGAGCGUUAUACUGGGGAUUCGAGACCAGGCUCUUACUCACCUCGAUUUCUCGUUUUCGCCCCUGAUCAGUAAUCUGAGCCUGGUCCACUUGAGUGAGUUACCCAAGGUGAAGUCUCUGAGAAGCCUCGACAUAUCGGGCUGCCCUCAGACGUCGGACGAGGGCCUCGUCCGGCUGCUCCCCCACACACCUCGUCUACAAGGAUUCUCCGCCCGGGAAUCUUUGGGCGUAACGAAGGUGACGUUAAGGUGUUUGGAGAAGCACUGUCCAGAACUGAGAAGGCUAGAGACAGGGGCGUGCACCGACCACCUGGAUACUCUGGGGGCCAAACUCGAUACUGUCUUCUAUUUCGAUCCUCCUGAUUUCUGUCAAGAUUGGUGGCUGUAGUGUUUCCACUAUGAUUAGAUGUCUCUCAAACUAAAUUCUAGUCCAAGCA